UAAAUUUAAAAUGUCAAUUUAUAGUGGCUUCGCGACAAGGAACCAAGAAGAUUUCUAUAAUAGGCUAGUCGAAAAAUUAAUCUCCAUGAUGUCUGAGAAAAUAGUGGCUAAUUUUAAUGGACAAUCUCUCCCUGACGAAAUCUCAUGGAGUAAGAAAAUUACAAAAAUACAUAAAACACUUGCCUAUAUGGAGCAAAACAAAUAUUUGGAACCUAGAUAUAGCUAUUGCUUCGAUGAUCUGACUGCUUUACUAAAGAGCUCAGGCAAUAUUAGCGAUUCUACAAGGAUGAGUAGGAUCUCCGGAGUUGAUAAAAUCCAAGUGAAGAGGAAAUAACUUUAAGUCCUUGCCACUCUCUCCAAAAAGCCAUACAACUAAAGGUAUAAGGAAAAAUAGCACACAGAAGGCUGAAUUGAAAUUCUUGGCUAGCUCUGAGAUGGCUUCAACCCCAAAUAUAGACAAUACUUCAAUCACUGAAGAGGAAAAGAGGAGGGUAACCAGCACAAAGAGAAGACGAAUGCCUACACUUGCUGCCGAAUUUAAAUAAUCACAGUAAGGUAAGGAGAAAUCACAACAAUUCUCAAGUUCCAAAAGAUGUAGGAUUGGAGUCGAACAAAAAGGAGACUGGGAAGAACAACCGUUAUUGGCCGCAUCAAGCAAUGACUAGUUUGAGUAAUAAAAAUGCGUAUUGUACUCCUGCUGAUACAAUCAAAAUAAGGUUUAAGGCAAAUAAAACAAGUCUAAAGUCUAUUUCAGGAAAUACUUCACUACACAAUGCAAGUCUGACAUUAAAAGAUGUGAAGUUAGGUAAAAUAAUGAUGAAUGGACGAAUAAAACCAGUAAAGCUAAGGCAUCAUCUACGAGUAGCUAGGUAAGGAGGCCUCAACAUCAGUGUAAAUUAUUUAAUAUUUUGCGUUCA
Moneuplotes crassus is the source of this 917-nucleotide messenger RNA. The record is from the annotation of a GenBank genome assembly. Lineage: Eukaryota; Ciliophora; Spirotrichea; Euplotida; Euplotidae.